AUGGCACCAGCAUUUGUUGCAGGAAGCUGUAAAUCUGAAAUAGUCUUAUUUCAAAUCGAUAUUCCUGAUUCUUAUUAUCAUAAUGUUGUUGAUACAUUAAAUUUUACUUGCCCAUUUUUUAAAUUAGAAAAUGUCAGUCAGUUUGAAACUGAAAGCGAAGUUAUUUUUUCGAUGGGAGCAUUAUUUCGAAUUGAAUCUAUUGAACAGUAUAUGAAAGAAGAAUUAGAAAAUGGAAAAUACGAUUGGCAGAAUAGAUGCAGUGUCGAAAACCGAAUUCUAUUACUAACAGAAAACUUUCCACAAUCGUCCAGAAAUAUUUUAAAUGUUUACAUAAAAUAUGGUGUUUUUGCUGAAGCAAAUAGCAGGACAACUACGGAAACUUUAACUACAUAUCAGAAAGAUACUCAAAUUACUGAUGAAAUUGCUGAACCUAUUUUAGCUAUGCAGUUCGGAGAAGCAGCUCUUCAUAUAGCCGAAACUUAUUUACAUUUUGAUCGUGAUGAUUCGCUUAUUUGUUACAAUUAUCUUGCCGUAAUUCAUCGACUAGAAGAUCAGUACACAGAAGCACUGUCAAUUUAUGAAAUAAUGCUACUAAUUGCAAGUGAACAAAAUAAUACUUCGGCUUUACUCGGUAUUUAG
Molecule: messenger RNA, 639 nt
Organism: Rotaria socialis
Lineage: Eukaryota; Metazoa; Rotifera; Eurotatoria; Philodinida; Philodinidae
Source: the annotation of a GenBank genome assembly